This is a messenger RNA of Gossypium raimondii (Peruvian cotton), 2757 nucleotides long. Its product is annotated as type IV inositol polyphosphate 5-phosphatase 3. Gene Ontology annotation, molecular function: inositol-polyphosphate 5-phosphatase activity; phosphatidylinositol-3,4,5-trisphosphate 5-phosphatase activity; phosphatidylinositol-4,5-bisphosphate 5-phosphatase activity. The record is from RefSeq and is a predicted model, not a curated record. Bases 386 to 2377 code for a protein of 663 amino acids. The transcript is spliced from 13 exons. Gene Ontology annotation, biological process: phosphatidylinositol dephosphorylation. NCBI's taxonomy places the organism in Eukaryota, Viridiplantae, Streptophyta, Magnoliopsida, Malvales, Malvaceae.
CAAAGAAGAACCAAACAAUUUUCCUCUUUGAAUAAACCAAAUACGAAGAGAAAGUAAAACGCUCUGCUUCUGGCUGCAGAGAAAAAGUAAAAAAAAUCCAAUAUUUUUCCCCUUUCCCCAGAAACUUAAGGAAACUUCAAACUUGCCUCUUUUAAGGAGCAAGUGCUAAGCAGAUCAAGUUUCAUUUUCUUGGAAAUUUCAGUUUUUCCUUUUCUGUUUCUUCUACAGAAGCAAAGUUGAUUCAGUCAUCAAGCAAAACAGCUUAAAACCUAUCCAAUUGGAUUGAGAGAAUUUGAAGUUUUGACAGAUUUGACACCUAAAGUUUUAGUAGUAAUAAUCAGUUGAAAGCCGGCCAGCUCACUACUUUUAUUUUCCCACCAAAGCCAUGAGACAAGGUUCAAAACACCAUUCAGAGAGAAGUUGGGCUGAAAUCUGCUGUUUUUGUUGCUUCUGCAUACAGCACUUUUGGCCAAGUGCUUUCAUGAGGAAAUUGCUGAACAUCACUCCCAGAGGCUCCGAUUACAGCGCUGAUACUGAAGAAGAAGAUGACGUUGGUUCUGAUUCUGAAACCGAAGAAUUCUUUGAAUGUAGCCAUGGAAGAGUAUCAAGGUUUAAAGAGAGCAGAGAGGAGGAGCCGCCGUCUGAUCUAAAUGAUAAUAUUACAAGGAUAAGGAGAAGGAGACGAAAGUCAGAGACUUUUAGGGCACAAUACAUAGACUCAAAGGAAAUAAGAAUAUGCGUUGGUACCUGGAAUGUUGGUGGUAAGGUUCCACCUGACGACCUAGAUAUUGAUGACUGGAUAGAUACCCAUGAGCCUGCUGACAUCUAUGUGUUAGGUCUUCAGGAGAUAGUACCAUUAAAUGCUGGGAAUAUAUUUGGUGCUGAAGAUAGCCGCCCAGUUCCAAAGUGGGAAAACAUCAUUCGUGAAGCAUUGAAUAGAAUUCGACCUGCAGCUACCAAAGUAAAAUGCUAUAGUGAUCCUCCAUCUCCAUCAAAGUUUGAGCCAUCUGAUGAUGUCCGGAAUUUAGAUGAGGAGAUAAGCCUUGAAAGUGAUAGUGAUAUUGGUGAAGAAAUUUAUCCAUUGGAUGAAGAACCCCUUGGUUUUGAUGAAUUCAAUAAUGCAGCUGAAAGUAAAACAUUGUUCACUAAUUCUGGGGUUUCAGAGUGUAAUGAUGGUUCUAAACUUGAUGUGCCGGUGGAGCAGGAUUUACAAAGGCAAUUUUCUUCUCCAAAGAAGUUAGAUAGACUGAAUUGCUUGCGGAUGGAGGGUUAUGCUGAAAAUGUAGAAGCCCCAGUCAGUCAACAAAAUGCAAAAUUUACUAGAAUGCUUAGUGGGAUUCAACAAAAUGGAAAAUUAACCAGAAUUCUUAGUGGGACUGAAAGGAUUGGUUUGAGCUGGCCAGAACCUCCACUAAAUUUGCUAUCUCAGCAUGUUUUGGACAGACCAGCUUCUUUCAAAUCAGUCAAAUCUUUUAGAGCAACCAAGUCUUUUCGAACAUAUAGUUCCUUCAGGUCCAUAAAUGACAUGGCAUCAGGAAUAGCUUUGCUUGCAGAACUUGACCUUGAAUCCCUCAUGAAGCGGAAAAGAAGAUCUUCAUAUGUAAGAAUAGUUAGCAAGCAAAUGGUAGGAAUUUUCCUCACUAUUUGGGUCCGUAGGAGUUUGCGCAAGCAUAUUCAGAAUUUGAAGGUGUCUACUGUUGGUGUUGGUGUAAUGGGCUACAUUGGUAACAAGGGAUCUAUAUCAGUCAGCAUGUCCAUAUAUCAAACACUUUUUUGUUUUAUAUGCACCCACCUGACAUCAGGUGAAAAAGAUGGAGACGAACUGAAAAGAAAUUCUGAUGUGCAUGAAAUACUUAGAAGAACUCAUUUUCAUUCUCGUUCUGCAAUUGGACUUCCCAAAAGCAUUCAUGAUCAUGAAAAAAUAAUUUGGUUUGGUGAUUUAAAUUACCGACUCAACCUGUCAUAUGAUAAAGCACGAGAUUUCAUCUCCAAGAGGGAGUGGUCCAAGUUGAUUGAGAGAGACCAGCUUGUACGAGAACUGCAAAAAGGUCGUACAUUUGAUGGAUGGUCUGAGGGUGCUUUAAAUUUUGCUCCAACAUACAAAUAUGAGUUAAAUUCAAAGAAGUACUACGGAGAAGAUCCCAAGAUUGGGAGACGAAUUCCUGCAUGGUGUGACCGCAUCCUUUCACGUGGUAAAGGAAUGAGGCAACUAAGUUAUAGGAGAACUGAGCAAAAACUUUCUGAUCACCGCCCUGUUACUGCCAUAUAUAUGGCUGAGGUUGAGGUAUUUUGUCCGAAGAAACUACAGCGUGCACUCAUCUAUACCAAUGCUGAAAUUGAAAAUGAGGAAGUUGAAGCAGAGGAUUUUGACUACUGAUGUUGGGAUGAGUCCAUUAGUUGGAUCAGGAUAGGCUAGCCGAGAGAUAUGAAGGGAUGCUAAUCUAUUCCUGAGCCUUUGAGGCUAGGGGUGAGAGCUCCUAUAACUCUUGAUAUUUCCUACACUUUAGAUUCAUUCAUUUUUUUUUUCUGUGUUACCAUAUUGUAUAUUGCAAUCAUUGUAUAAAUGCAUCAAUUCUAGGGGUUCCACAAAUAGAUUCAAGAACAAUGCCAAAUAAAAAUCAGAGCUUAGUUUGCAUGUAGGCAUUCAGCAUCUGAAUAAAGUUUUAUAAAUUUUCCCUUCUGCCAACAGCUUUUUCUAGCUCAUAAAAACUCGGUGUUGUAAAAAGAGAUAUAGUCAAUGCAUGUGUUUUGGUGCUA